Esox lucius (northern pike) is the source of this 6692-nucleotide messenger RNA. It is a transcript of the gene specc1la, whose product is annotated as sperm antigen with calponin homology and coiled-coil domains 1-like a. The record is from RefSeq and is a predicted model, not a curated record. The coding region runs from base 1231 to 4695 and encodes 1154 amino acids. Gene Ontology annotation, cellular component: microtubule organizing center; filamentous actin. The transcript has 17 exons. Gene Ontology annotation, biological process: actin cytoskeleton organization. Gene Ontology annotation, molecular function: protein binding. Lineage: Eukaryota; Metazoa; Chordata; Actinopteri; Esociformes; Esocidae.
GCCAGUUCUGAAAAAAAAAUAUUGUGGUCAACUGAAGUAGCCUUCAUUGGCGAAAUGGCUGGGAAUUGUACAUCAAUAUGAUACAUGCAUAACCCCAGUGCUGUAGAUGCUCACAGCUGUACAGAUGAAGAAAAUUGCCCUACCGAGGACAAAUCACCUUGCUAACAACCUUGACCCAUGAACCAUUGAAGUUGCUGUCAUGUUUUCUGGGGAAAAAGUUUUCUCACUGUUAAAAGAUUGUUGUUCAGGCUGUGAACCUGUAGGGAAAUGACAACCAGAAGGGCAUUCUAUUGAAGUUUGAGAUAAUGUGACAAAGAUUCAUAGAUUUGGAAAAGAGUGCAAAAUAAUAUUCAAGUGUUAGGAUACCCCAAUGAAAACAGCUGGAUCCAUAAUCAGGAAGCAGAAGCCACUGCCAAGAAAAGGCUGUCCCUCAAAACUCAGUGCUUAAAUAAUGAGAAUUAUUAGAAUAGCUACAGCGAAGCCAACAAUCACUGUGAACCUGUGGGAAUGAUUUUCAUCAAAGACUGGACAUCUUGUUAACAGAAGUGGAUGGAGGACAAUUCCGGGAAAUACUCAAAGAACCUUCUACAGUCCUAAGAAAAUGAGAUUUCAGGAGGACAAUAAUCCCAGCACCAAGUAACAUUGGAGUGGUUCAAGAAUAGAAAAGUGAAUGUCAAAGUCUUGAUCUCAUUCCCACUGAGAAUCAGUGACAACAAGCGUUGUUUAAACAAGCCGAACAACCUGGAUCAAAUCUGCUGGAGCAAAAAGGAAUGGGACAAAAUCACUUAGCCACCAUUGCAAGGCUGACAGAAAAAAGCAUAUCCACUCAAAUCUCUGUAAAAGGCCAUACAAUACCUAUGUGAACAUACAAGUGAAUAAAUUCAUUUGGAAUUCAUUAAGCGUUUCCUUUUCUUUACUCUGUAAAACCGUGUCACCCGCUCCAGAGCAAACCUUAAGCAACGUGGGAAUCGUUUAACCGAACUAAACACACCUCUGGCUACUAUGGUGAUAUUGGGAUAACGUCCAGGACCUGUUUGUCCCACACAAAUUCUUCAAAUGUACAGUACUCGGAUUCUGCAAUUCAUCAUUGAUCUUCAAGGAAACAAAUAGAAAAGGCCAAGUGACUGCAGUAUUCGCUGUUGGUUCUAAGCAGCCAAUGACUGCCAUCUUGUGGAGUUGAUGUCAGGACAUCAGACACGGAGUUGACUUGUUAACGUAUGAGAGCCCAGUAUGAAGAAGACGGGCAGGCCGGUGAUCAGUAAGGCUCAGAGUGGAGAGAGGGGGAAGACUGAGGGAGCAGCUCCCGGGACCCCAGGCAAAGCUGCAGCCAAGACCAGCUCAACAGCACCACUGUCUAAGGUUAAAAGCAAUGAUGAUCUGCUAGCAGCUAUGACAGGGGGCACUCCAGCUACAAACAGCAUUGUGACAAAGAAUAAGAGGACUGUCUCCACAGGGAUCAGCAAUGGUAACCCAGACGGUAAACCAAAGACUAGCACAGGUUCUUUGUCGAAACGGUUGACUUCAUUGACCUCCAAGGAGCCCAACUCCUCCAGGGAUCGUUUGCGAACAUCCAGAGUGUCCACUAGUAAGAAACAGUCAUUGUCCGGGGCAGUGCAGGGGGAUGCGGCCCAGGGUAAGCGCUUUCGCAGCCAGCAGGUGGCGGAGUCGGAUGGCCGCAUGAACAAGACAAAGUCAGACUGCCAAGUCAUUGACAAGGUGGCCCUGGAGGCCAAGGUGAAGGACCUACUGGGUUUGGCCAAGAGCAAAGACGUGGAGAUCCUGCACCUGCGCAGCGAGCUGAGGGACAUGAGGUCCCAACUGGGCCUGGGAGGAGAAGAGGUUCCCAAAGAAGAGGCAGGAGGAGGGCAGGAUGAGAAGCCCCUGGAGAGGGAGAUGUCUGCCAUCACAGCUGCAGACGUGGAGUCCACGCUGCGCCUCCUGCAGGAGCAGAACCAUGCCAUCCGUGAGGAGCUGAACCUGCUGAAGAGUGAGAACCGCAUGCUGAAGGACCGGCUGAACGCGCUUGGCUUCUCCCUAGAGCAAAGGCUGGAUGGCUCUGACAAACUGUUCAGCUAUUCCUCCCUGAGCCCAGACCUGGCAGCCAGUAGCGGGCACAGUGAUGGCGGGGGCACCGGUACCCUGACCUCCUCGGUGGAGGGCUCCACGCCGGGCUCCCUGGAGGACCUGCUGACAGCCCACCAGCACAGUGGUUCAGUGGACAACCUGGACAGUGAAUCCAGCGAGGUCUAUCAGGGCGUCACCUCAAGCGAUGACGCGCUGGACGCCCCCUCCGGAGCCUCCUCGUCCUCGGAGUCCGAGAGCGUGCCCAGCCGGGAGCGCUCGCGCCGGGGCAGCAGCGGCAACGCCAGCGAGGUGUCCGUGGCCUGCCUGACGGAGCGCAUCCACCAGAUGGAGGAGAACCAGCACAGCACGGCCGAGGAGCUGCAGGCCACGCUGCAGGAGCUGGCCGACCUGCAGCAGAUCACCCAGGAGCUGAACGGCGAGAACGAGAGGCUGGGGGAGGAGAAGGUCAUUCUCAUGGACUCCCUGUGCCAGCAGAGCGACAAGCUGGAGCACUACGGUCGGCGGAUCGAGUACUUCCGCUCGCUGCUGGACGAUCACCACGUGUCCUACGUCCUGGAGGAGGACGUCAGAAGCGGACGCUACAUGGAGUUGGAGCAGCGCUACAUGGACCUGGCCGACAACGCUCGCUUCGACAGGGAACAGCUGCUGGGCGUCCAGCAGCACCUGAGCAACACGCUGAAGAUGGCGGAGCAGGACAACGCGGAGGCCCAGGAGGUGAUCGGGGCUCUAAAGGAGAGGAACCACCACAUGGAGCGCAUCAUGGAGUCUGAGAGGCAUGAGCGAGGGGCCAUGGUGGCUGCGCUGGAGGAGUACAAGGCGGCGGUGAGCAGUGACCAGGCGGAGCUGGGUCGUUGCCGGGCCCAGCUGGACCAAGAAAGGCAGAAGGUGGCCGAGCUCUACUCCGUGCACAACUCCGGAGACAAGAGUGACAUCUGCAGGCUGCUGGAGGGAGUUCGGCUGGACAAGGAGGAGGCCGAGGGCAGGGCUGCCAAGCUGCAGGAGGACCUGGGUCACGCCCGGAGCGAUGUCACCAGGCUGCAGGACACCCUUGCUAAGCUGGAUGGGGAGUACCGGGAUUUUCAGGAGCAGGUGCAGAAACAGAUGGCAGAGCAGAAGCGUGGGCUGGAGAAACAGCGGGUGGAGCUGCAGGAGAAGGAGACCGAGAUUGGGGACAUGAAAGAGACCAUCUUUGAGCUGGAGGACGAGGUGGAGCAGCACCGUGCUGUCAAACUCCAUGACAACCUCAUCAUCACAGACCUGGAAAACUCUGUGAAGAAGCUUCAGGACCAGAAGCAUGACAUGGAGCGGGAGAUCAAGAUUCUCCACCGGAGACUGAGGGAGGAGUCGGCGGAGUGGCGCCAGUUCCAGGCUGAUCUCCAGACGGCUGUGGUCAUCGCUAAUGACAUCAAGUCAGAAGCACAGGAGGAGAUUGGGGAUAUGCGGCACCGUCUCCGCGAAGCCCAGGAGAAAAAUGAGAAGCUGGGCAAGGAGCUAGAUGAAGUCAAGAACCGCAAGCAGGACGAGGAGAGGGGCAGGGUUUAUAACUACAUGAAUGCCGUGGAGAGGGACCUGGCAGCGCUGAGGCAGGGUAUGGGCCUGAGCCGUCGCUCCUCCACCUCCUCCGAGCCCUCUCCCACGGUCAAAACCCUCAUCAAGAGCUUCGACAACGCCUCCACGCAAGGUGCCUCAACCUGCGAGUGCCCAGUUCCCCCGACCGGGCCCCCCGCUGUUCCCACAGCCCCCCCUGCCACUUUGCCACGCACCCCCCUCAGCCCCAGCCCCAUGAAGACCCCCCCUGCAGCCGCCAUCUCACCCAUACAGAGACACUCUAUAAGUGGGUCCAUUUCUGCACCCAAACCCCACUCCUCUCUGAAUGACAAGAGAUCCAGCUACACAGACAUCAGCAUGCCAGCAGACCAUCUCCUGAGGAGCUCCUCGGCCAGCCGCCCUGCCUCGGCCCUCCAGAGGGUCUCCAGCGUGGAGUCAUCUAAGGCCAUGGCCAUCUCCGGUAUAACAUCUCAUGGGACAGGAAUACGCCUGGAAAAUAAGCCUGAAUUAUUCAAAAGGGUUGCCAUGUCCCGCAGGAGCAGUGAGGAGAUGAAGAGGGACGUUGCUUCCCCGGACUGUGGCUCUUCCUCCCUGAUGGCCAUUGGCUCUGCUUCCUCUAUGUCGUCUUCAUCCCCAACCGCCUCCGUCACCCCCACUGCCUCCGUCACCCCCACGGCACGAAGCCGCCUCCGAGAGGAGCGGAAAGACCCCCUCUCCGCAUUGGCCCGGGAGUAUGGGGGCUCCAAAAGGAACGCGCUGCUCAAGUGGUGCCAGAAGAAGACUGAGGGGUAUCAGAACAUCGACAUAACCAACUUCAGCAGCAGCUGGAAUGAUGGCCUUGCAUUCUGUGCUGUGCUUCACACUUACCUGCCAGCCCAUAUCCCCUACCUGGAGCUGUCUAGCCAGGACAAGAGGCGAAAUUUCACUUUAGCUUUCCAGGCUGCAGAGAGUGUGGGGAUCAAGUCCACACUGGACCUUAAUGAGAUGGCCAGUACUGAGAGACCAGACUGGCAAAGUGUGAUGACCUAUGUCACAGCCAUCUACAAGUACUUUGAGACCUGAUGUGACUUCACCACCCAACAUGGCGAACACAACCUGCACCACAGACCUGCAGUGCCUCUGACCUCACUGUACCUCUAAUACUACAACUCCGAUGUUCCACUCUGCUGAAUGACCCUUCACCCUGGCACCCAGCCAUGCCGCACGCCACUCUGUCCAGAUGCCUGCUAGUUUUACAUCUUCAUGAGAAACAUACAAAUAAGCUCACUGGCUUCUUAAAGCUAUUUAUAUUACUAUAAUGAAUAGACUGGCCUUCACUGAAACGUUAAGUGUGGUGGACACAGUCGCAGUGUGUUUCAAGACCCCGUUAAAGUUCUGCUCUGUUUCAGGAUUUUAGGAUUCAUUCUAGUCCAUUACAGAAUAACCCAGUUCAGAUGCCCCUCAAUCCAAAUGAUCUGGUUAAAGCAAUAUAAUCGGGUCUGCAUUGAGAACCUCUGUAUCCCCUAGUUCUCCCCUUUUAUUUCUAGUUUGGUAACAUAAUACAGACUGUCCCCACUUUUGCGACUUAUUUUUCUAACCUUGAGGUUAUUCCUUGUUUCAGCCAAAUCAUAACCAGUAUGUUAACUCCAGUAAUCAUAGCACACAUUUGGCUUGUGAAAUUAGACAAGUUAAUUGUUCUGCUGAGCAGGGUAACACUCAGUCCUGUACAGGUGACUCUCUUCGUGUUGCAAUCUCUAUGCUGGAGGCUAAGAAACAGUUGGAGCAGAAAUUGCCCAAUUAAAUAAGUUCGAUGCACCAAGCUUCAAAAUGUCCUUUGGAGGAAUUUAAGUUUUAAGAAGAAACUAAUGAUUCAGCAGUUAUUUGAAGUAGCUACAUUAGAAGUUAUAAUUCUGCCAGGUGCCCUCUUCAGCUGUCGGAUUUAAGCUAUUGUUUUGUCCUUUUUGAUUUUGUUGGAGGUGGACUGAACAUUGCUACAGUGGCAUUUUGAAUUGCUAAUGAAGACCAAUGGACUAUAAAGGACCAGCAGAAUGCCUCCCUGUGAUGUCUUUCUUACAUGGAACUGUCUGGCUAAAGUGAGCUAUUUCUGUCAAGUCAAGGGCUAGACUGGUCAAAGUCCUGCCUCUUGGUGAAUUGAAUAUGCUGAAAGGAUGUUUGGCCGCUGUGUUGAGUCUCAGGGUUGGACAUUCUUCAUAAUCCGUUAUUGUUAAGUUUGGUGCGCUACUCGACUCUGUGCUCCACUCAGUGCUUUAAGUUAUUGCGUAUGGGUGUGACUGUGUAUGUAAAUGAACUUUAUAACUUGAAUAUUCCCUCUUGCAACAGUAGUAACAUUUUUCUAGCCUAUUAAUGUUUUGAUACAAGGCAGGUGUCAAAAUCAAUUUGCACAGCAGCUACAAGCAAUGCACAAAUAACCGUAGCUAAUUUAAUAUAUUUGAGCAUCCCAAUUUACCUUUCAGUCCAAUGUGGUUUAUAUAGUCUCCAAUAAUUUUUUCUUUAUGAAAAAUGACAUGUUAUUGUGCCUGUUCUUAUUUCAGUUUGUGUGUGUAUUGACAUGGUUUUAACAGACCAUCUAGUAAAGCGAGGCAAGUGUAGGUUAAGAUAAAGUGUUACUGGUGAAUCUAUGACUUUUCAUUAUACUGCUGCACUGAUUUCUGUUAUAAGCUCAUAACUUCAGCUGACCAGUUGCCUUUCCUUUUGCAUCAGCAUCCCUUCUGUAUCAUUUCUGAACAACAUGUAAUGGAGACUGAUUACCAUUUAAGCUGCCUUAUAUCUAGUAUCUAACACAUGCAUUGUUCCCAUUUGAAGCUCUUAAGGUAGUUACUUAUUGAAUAAUCCAAAGCACAUUCACACCUGUCUGCUUACCAAGCUAACUUCUCACCAGCUGUGCAGUUUUGGGGCUCAAAGAGCACAAUUUGGAGUAAAAGUGCCAUUUCUGUUUGUUUGUGUUGGUCAGUGUGGUGGGAGAUUGGGGCUGGAGGUUGUUUGGUAGUCGGUUGUAUGAUUGAACACUAAUUUGUGCCAGGUGUUACUAUCAUUGUCAUGUACAGUAUUUACUAUUGAAA